AGCCUGCCCUGACUCUUGACCUGCACUCGACUUGACUAGGCUGCUCGCCUGCAUCGCAUUUGUACACCACUGCUAGGCGAUCGCUGCCUCGAUGGUGAAGACGGCAUCUACAAUACGGCCCGAACUUUGACGUGAACGCUUAUUUCGCUUACUGCCGUGGCUCGUUGUCUCCUGCUUUCUCGAUGGCUCCAAUACGCGACAAAUUCACCAUUCACUCGAAGGCUGUCGUGUGCCAGGAUGUGGAACUGAAAGGCGAUAUCACCAUCGGCUCAGGGACCAUAGUGCAUCCCAAAGCCACCAUAUUCGCCAUUGCCGCGCCCAUCAUCAUUGGCUCGAAUUGUAUAAUCGAAGAAGGAGCCAUCAUCGUGAACAGACGGAAAGACGUUAUGCGCAUCGGCGACGACAACUUGUUUGAGAUAUCUUGUCGCGUGGAAUCGCCCACCAUUGGUAAUUUCAACACAUUCUCGACGCGAGCUCGUGUACACCACACUGUCCGAGUCGCCUCUUACUGCGUCAUCGGCGCGGCAUGUUUGGUUGUUCCAUCGGAAGACCAAGUUCUGGAGGAUUACACGGUGAUCUAUGGCCCAGCUGCGGAACGCCGGAUAUGGAGUGGCAGGGGUAAAGUUCAAGAGGCCGAUCUACGCAGGAAGCAUGCCGAGUACCUGCGUGAGAUGCUGCCGAAAUUCAACCGUCUUAGGCGAGGCGAGGGUGCUUGACCAUC
Molecule: messenger RNA, 721 nt
Organism: Mycena citricolor
Lineage: Eukaryota; Fungi; Basidiomycota; Agaricomycetes; Agaricales; Mycenaceae
Source: the annotation of a GenBank genome assembly